UGUGAGGGCUCUUUUUUGGCACACGAGACUUUCUGUAACUUAACGCUGAGGAGCUUUAACUGCACGAGGAAUGCCACAAAUAAUGCGCCAAGCCAGUCCUUAUGCAUCAGCUGAGAGAACAGAGGCAGUUUUUGACAAGAAGAUUACAUUCUGUUAAACACGGGUGUUUGUGGCUGCUUCUUUUUAAGCAAGCAAAACAUUUCCACUUCUUCUAAAAGCCAGUUGAUAACGAGGAACCAGGAAUAACGUCGUUAAACACUGAAAACUCAAGCGCGGCACUUGGAAAAGAGCAUUAUUUUUAGACUAAAGGGAAAAACUGUACUUGGCCAGCAGAAAAGGAGCUCAGAAAGAGGAAGAAAGCCCCGCUGUACUGGGAGCUUUGAAGCACUUUUAACUUGGAUGUCAUCUAUUAGCGGGAUUGCCACAGAAGCCUGUCACGGAAAGCUUUUUGUCGGUAUGGCUCUUUGGUAAUCCUUUCUGCAAUACGGAUAAAGCACAGCGGUGAUGGGGGCAUCGAUUUGCAGUUUGUAUCAGGUUUUGUGUAAGGCUAAGAAAUAUAUCCAGGAGCUGGAGCAAACCUUGGGUUCUUUGCUGAAGAUGAAAGAGUCCUUCAGUCUGGAGGAGGGGAACCCGUCCAGCCUGGAGGAAGUCAAGGAGGAAUAUGUCAAGAGGUACUUCAACAAUCACAGCACUGCAUCACCCUCAGGAGCUGUGAGUGAGAGUAAUUCCACCGUCUGGUAUUUGAUACAAGAAUGUGAAAAACAAACAAUGGAAGAGGAUGGGAAGCCAGUAUUUACCCAGUACCCAAGCACUUCAUCCCCAGAGCUGGUGGAAUUUGAACGGUACCUGUAUGUUUAUAAGCACACAGUAGACCUGCUGAUAGAGCAUGGAGUUGUUUGCACUAAGGAGGCACCUCUUCCUGUGGUCUCCAUGGCUAUUUCACACCUCUGGCAAGAACUUUCUGAAGAAAGGAGAGACAGCAUCUUGCAGUACUGUAGCCAGAGAGAUUUCCUCCUGGAUCCGAAGGCUGCUUGCCAAGAACCUGCGUGCACUGAUGGUGACGUGAGGGACAGUCAAGGUAACAGUGAGGAAGCCAGUGGUUCCUCAGUCUCUACACCGGAGGAAGUAAUGUUUGAAGAUGCGUUUGAUGUUGCUGCUGGUUUUCUUGACACAAAUGAGACUCAGGGAACGUCUAGCCAGAGUUCAGCAUUUGCAAGCUACACUUCUGAAAAUCCAGAGGAUGACCACAGACUCUAUCUGCAGAUCACUGACUUCCUAAAAAGCCUUUUCUUUGCUAAUGCACAGUUUUGCCAGGAAGAAGAUCUUCAGUUUGAUUAUGAGACUGUGAUGCUGAGGUGCACUGAGACCUUCGAUGAUGAAGAUUUGUAAAUAGUAUCUCUGUUGGCUAAAGUGGUGUACCCAGCAGUGCUUGGCAAAAGUCAUGUGAAGAGACUGCACCUCUUUUGGUGGAGCACCUUUCCAAGCAGAAUGGGGAGACACCGUGUUGAAGUGGUUUGUUAUUGUUAACUUCCCCUUCCCUCGUCAGCGCUUCUCAACA
This is a messenger RNA of Cygnus atratus (black swan), 1558 nucleotides long. RefSeq names its product stimulated by retinoic acid 8 (gene STRA8). Lineage: Eukaryota; Metazoa; Chordata; Aves; Anseriformes; Anatidae. Gene Ontology annotation, biological process: cellular response to retinoic acid; meiotic cell cycle. Bases 505 to 1389 code for a protein of 294 amino acids. The record is from RefSeq and is a predicted model, not a curated record. The transcript has 8 exons.